Messenger RNA from Exserohilum turcica Et28A, 631 nucleotides. RefSeq lists its product as uncharacterized. Gene Ontology annotation, cellular component: mitochondrial outer membrane. The coding region runs from base 44 to 469 and encodes 141 amino acids. Lineage: Eukaryota; Fungi; Ascomycota; Dothideomycetes; Pleosporales; Pleosporaceae. Gene Ontology annotation, biological process: mitochondrial outer membrane translocase complex assembly; protein insertion into mitochondrial outer membrane. The transcript is spliced from 2 exons. The record is from RefSeq and is a predicted model, not a curated record.
UGCGCAAACCACCACACGUACCGCCACACCCCCCCCCCAAACAAUGGCCUCGGAGCCCUCGCCCUCGCCGCCCGCGCCCCUCACCGCAUCCGGCCUCACGAUCCCGUCCGACAGCGAAAACUACGACGCUGACGCCAACGCCGACCUGUCGGCCUCCACGUCGUCGCCCGCCUCGAGCGCCUCGCCCCUGAUUCUGUACCAGCCGCCGACGCUGUGGGGCCUGCUGCGCGGCGCAGCCAUCAAUCUGGUGCUGCCGUUUGUCAACGGCCUGAUGCUGGGCUUUGGCGAGCUGGUUGCGAAUGAAGCUGCGUAUCGGCUGGGGUGGUCGGGGACAAAGAUAUUCCCAAGCCACCGCUCAGCACCAGGCAGCACACGACGCGUGGGCCCAGGCGUCGAGAUGCGCGCCGACCCCGUGGAGCGCAGGCGGCGAAACGGCCAGGAACUCGACAUGUACACGGCACUAGAAUGAAAGAGAGAAAGAAAGGAAGAAAUUCCCCAAACCCGGUGGCAUCCCUCUUGUUUUUUUUGUUCCCUUGCGGUGAUAAGGUGUGGCAGCAUGCAAGCAGGCAAGGCAAGGCAAGGCAAGGCAAGGCAAAAAGACCCCCAAAGUAAAUAUUAGACAUCACAACAA